AUGCCUUUGGUGCGUGUGGAGGUGAGAAAUGAGUACGGACUGGGACAGCGGGAGCUGUACAAAGAAGCGAACGGAGAAGAAGAUCCGAAGGCUGUGCUUGACGGCGUGGCUGUGGCCGGUCUAGUUGGGAUCUUAAGGCAAUUAGGCGAUCUUGCUGAGAUGAUGAAGCGAGCAGAGAAUUGGUGGCUCUUUGAAAUGACGGCAAUGAUGUUGGUACUCGGUAGAGCAAUCUUAAGGAUGGAACAAGUGAUGAUUACAUCUUCUAGAAGCCGUAAAGUGAUGGUUCGUGUACAACACAUUGAAGCUGCACUUCCUCCAAUCGAGAGAGCCAUACUGGCCCAAAAAAGCCACAUACAUUUGGCUUACAUGACUGGUUCCAACUGGCAUGCCCAUGUCCGAGCUGAAGAAAACCACUUUAUCUACAAUGACAUGCCACAAUUCAUCAUUGAUUCCUACGAAGAAUGUCGUAGCCCACCGUGUCUGCACUUACUUGACAAAUUUGAUACUGGAGGUCCGGGAUCUUGCUUAAAGAGAUAUUCAGAUCCUACCUUCUUCAAGAGAGCAUCAGCUAAGUCAAUUGAAGCAAAGGUUGUGAAAGUCCGCAAAGAUAAAAAGUCUUGUAGGAUCAAGAAAAAAAGAUCAUUGCAGCGGAAUGAAGAAGUACCACAUAGGGUGAUGCCCCGUUAUAGUGGCAGGAUGCAGUUUGCGUCUCUAAACGUUGGUGAGCAAAUGUCCCCUACUCAGACUGUCUCCACAUUUGAUGCUACCUUGAAAUCUGACCUGGGAGACCAAUCAAAUUCUUCUGAUUCCAGAACUGGGACAGGCUAUAUAGAAUGUGUGUUCCAUCCAAAUGACUCUAGGAAACCUGAAGAACAUGAAUGUAGGGAAUCCUCCUAUUCUCGACUACCAAUGCACCAUAACGAGACAAAUUAUUACGUUUUUCUUCAUGAAGAAAGCGGAGUUGUAGAUGAUGAUAUUCAAAACAGUCUAUCACAGAAGCAAGCUGGCUCCAGUUUAUCUUGUGUUACUUGGGAUGAAAAAACAGAAAUAGCAGAGUCUAUGGGACAGCAAUAUGAUCGUGAUGAAACUUCAGAGAUGCUCCCUACAGACUUAGACCUAACUACUCAGGACACAGGAGCUGUUAACUUAGGAACAAUCAUUCUUUUGGAUUUACAGUCUGACAAUCAGAACAUGCCAGCAUCGAUUGGGGGUGGUGACAAGCUUGAUGAUGUCGGAAGUGAAGCAGACAAUUAUAUGGAUGCCCUUAACACCAUCGAAUCUGAGUCUGAAAUGGACUUUGAUAGCCAAACGAAGCAAGAACUGGAGCAGUACUCAAAUUUGAGCGAUGGAGAAGUACAAGAUGGAAUACAAAGGCGCACAGCACAUUAUACAGGCAAUCAUUCAUCAAAUUUUGAACCUCUUUUUACCAUUCACAGUUCCCCACCCAAAAAUAAAUCUGGGGAUAUCUCUAAUCCAAGGUCCCCAGAAUCUCAUGCUUCAGUUCAGCCUUCCUCAAACAUAGGGCCAUUCGAGGAUAAAUCCAACUCGGUGUCCUCAGAAUAUGAUGCCCAUGCACCUCAAAUUGCUGUGAACUCGUCAACUCUCUUCAGUUUUCCAGACAUUGAAUUAUGUGGAAAUGCGAAUAUUCCUGAUGGUUCAAAUUCAGAAUCUGCUGUCAGUGAGCUAUCAUCUUCUGGCUACAUAGAAGCCAAUAUACAGGAUCCAGCCAGUGAUAAGAUAAUAAGCAGUCCUCGUGAAUCUCAAAUACUUUCUCCUAAACCUUCUAGCAGUAAUGUGGUUUCCUUUUGGACAAAUGGUAGCCUUCUAGGACUUGAGCCAUUGAAACCACCAGAUUUCAGUUCAUUGAAUGCUGGCAGUCAUGAUUCUACGGCCAAGAGUGACGAUGACAACAUGGGCCCUUCAAUUCAAAGUAAUAUGCUUGAGGGGCGUGAACCUGCAGGAAAAGAUCACAUAUUGGCCAGGAGCUCCAGAAUCAUUGAAGAAGGUCUAAGUUCUAAAUGCUCUUCAUCAUGCCAUAAUGAUAAAGGAAAUGUUGUUUCUAUUAAGAGAACAACUUGGAGGUUCUCACCAGCUAAUCUAAAUAUCGAACUUGAAAAAUCUACUGAUUUCAGUAAUAGUUUUAAUCAUUCUCAGGGCCAUGGUUUUGAUGAAACCAAUAUACUUGCCUCUGUAACUGAGGGGCCAGUCGGUCCAUAUAUCCAAUCUACUACAGCCAGUGCAGAUAAUGGCAAAAAUUCAUCUAGGAUGUUAAAACUCAGCAACCAAUUACUGGUAAAUGGAUUUCGAAGAAAACUCUCACUUGGGGGUGAUAAUAACUCUGAGCCUGCCAGCUCUAUGAACAUUGGUGUUUUUGAGCAGAAGAGCAGCUGUCAAAAUGCUUUGUAUCAAACUUCCACCAGGAGGACUAAAGAGCAGUUUGGAAGUCCAUCUCUGGUCCUCUCACCUUCUUCUUCUCCCCCGCUGCAACACAUGAAGAUAUCAUUCCGGCCUAUAGAUAGCGUUGAGACUUCCAAACUGAAACUGAAAUUUCCUAAUGGGGGUAAUUGUUGUGAAAGUAGCAGAGAUAUGUUUCCUUCAUUUCAGUUGGUCCCAGAGCUUGCUAUUCAUCGCCACGACUCUGGUUCAGACUCCGACGAUGACACAUUCUGUAGAUCAUCUCCUUAUAUUUCAGAUGAUUGCCUUAGCAAUCAAUCUGAGUCAAAUUCUGAGCAUUGGGAAUCUGGUGAAUUUCCCAGUAACAAGGACCACGAGUUAUGUGAUGCCUUGUGCAGAAUCUCACCAGCAGAAUCUGCUUCAAGCUCACCAAAUAUAGGGGGAAAAACCCAGGGGGGCGCCUGUGAUAACUGUAAAUUUCAAAGUACAUUUGCUGAAAAUGGGGUGGAACUUUCUCAGUCUCGGUGUUUACUUGAUCUUCCAAGUUUGGAGAAAAUGAAUCCUUCAUUUAUGCAAGAAUUAAAAAGUAGUUCUGAUGCAGAAGAUCUCCUUGAGUUCUGCUCACCUAAGGAGCCUAUGGCACUGCCUCCACCUCUUCCUCCAUUGCAAUGGCGGGCUUUGCGACCUCAAUCAGAUGUGGCAGAAGUCGAGGCUACAUACACACUGAAAAGCAACGUAAUCAUUGCAGUUACUGUUUUCAGCUUUUCUCUACCAGACUUACAGAGGCUAAAUGGGCAGAAAGAAACUAAUCGGUCAGACUUGCAGGAGCUAAAUGGGCAGAAAGAAGGGAUGGAUGAAAAGCAAGACUUCUUGCAUCAGAUUAGAACAAAGUCAUACAGUCUGAGACGUACUGUGACAGCAAAACCAACUCAUAUACCAACCCCCCCUUCCAAUGUCUCCGCGACUGCAAUUCUGGAAAAGGCAAAUGCAAUACGCCAGGCUGUGGGUAGUGAUGAUGGCGAAGAUGAAGAUAAACGGAGUGACAUUUAGUCUUCUUUGUAAGCUAUGUUAUCAGCCUUCCUAAUUUUUUUUUUCCUAGCAGUUGGGUAAGGCUGUGUGAUACAUAUGUAAAUAAUCCAAGUUCCAUUAGGUACUUAUUUUGUAGGGCUUCUCUUUUAUCUUCUUGAGGUUAUAUGCUUUGGUAGCUUCAAUUUAUGUUCUAACUAUUGUAUUAAAACACGAGCUCCAAUCGAUGAAUUCAUAUCCUUGAGGCAGCUAUUUAUACAUAAUGCAUGAG
Ilex paraguariensis (yerba mate) is the source of this 3691-nucleotide messenger RNA. The record is from the annotation of a GenBank genome assembly. NCBI's taxonomy places the organism in Eukaryota, Viridiplantae, Streptophyta, Magnoliopsida, Aquifoliales, Aquifoliaceae.